UGAUAAUUCGGUAUGGAGGAAUUGCUCACUUAUUCUGUAUCUAUUCUCAAUGAACAGUCAGUCGUACAAUCGCUUAUGGGCAAAAUGCGUUUCAAGAUGUGCCGCGUCUUGCUUCUCAUACUUGUCUGCGUUUUUAUCUUCAUAGAUGCCGCAAUCACGGCGUGCAUCACCAGUAGAUACGAGGAUGGAUUUGGCGAGCGUCUAAAAUGCUCCAACGUGACGUUAAGCACUGCUCUACUUUUUGGCGGAUCGAUUGUGGACGACAUCAUGAUUUUCCAAUCGCGGAUAGAAAAUAUUCCCGAUCGGUCAUUUCUAAGAUACAAUAAAAAUCUAGCUUCUUUGAAUAUGCACGACUGUGGCAUUAGGGAAAUUUCCGAUUACGCAUUCGACAGUCUAAGGAAACUGAAAAAGCUUAGCCUGUCGUACAAUUACAUCACAUCGAUAAAAGAUCAGUGGUUCGUCGAUCUGACAUCUCUGCAGGGAUUAGACCUAUCAUACAAUCUUAUCACAUCGAUCGAGUCUACAGUCUUCGAGAAAUUGCGAGGUCUCAAAUGGCUCGACGUCAAGGAGAAUCGUUUAACGUGUCUGGAACCGACACAGCUUGUACCAAUGGCCAGCCUCGAGAAACUCCGCUUCUCUGGAAAUCCCCUCACUUUCCAGUGUCGUGGCACGUUGACGUUGUGGCUGCAAGAUCUGGGUAUAAGUUAUAAAACCGAUCAACGUGAGGAGGAAAACUGGCUGGAUAAUAUAUUGUGGCUCUGCGCCACAGACAACGUUAAGAUAGCCGAUUCUGAAGUUUUUAUGAAAGAAUGUGUCAUCCUGAAUCUGUUCAAUCAACUUCGUACAGGUUUGACUACGGCCGAAUCUUUUCCCCUGUCUAUCCCUCAGGAAUGUAUAGAUGCGAGACACGAACUAACAAACUGUGUCGCUGCGGAUCGCAAACAUGGCAGAGAAGUUAUUACUAAUGGACACGUCGUAAGAAAACUAUUAGGGCAGCUGCAAGAAUUGAAAUCGAUUGUAUAACGCAAUAGAUAUAUAUCAGUUUUUUUUAUAUCAAUUUUAAUCUAAAAAUU
Messenger RNA from Trachymyrmex septentrionalis, 1073 nucleotides. RefSeq names its product chondroadherin-like. The coding region runs from base 13 to 1023 and encodes 336 amino acids. The transcript is spliced from 3 exons. NCBI's taxonomy places the organism in Eukaryota, Metazoa, Arthropoda, Insecta, Hymenoptera, Formicidae. The record is from RefSeq and is a predicted model, not a curated record. Gene Ontology annotation, molecular function: protein binding.